Messenger RNA from Rhododendron vialii, 2353 nucleotides. RefSeq names its product protein PSK SIMULATOR 1-like. Gene Ontology annotation, biological process: positive regulation of growth. The record is from RefSeq and is a predicted model, not a curated record. The coding region runs from base 338 to 2059 and encodes 573 amino acids. NCBI's taxonomy places the organism in Eukaryota, Viridiplantae, Streptophyta, Magnoliopsida, Ericales, Ericaceae. The transcript has 2 exons.
CGGAAGGCGAUUUGUCAGCGCAACCCCACCAAAGUGUUAGAGCUGACCUUCCGCACAGUAUCGGGGAAUUCGAAUCAAUUUAGCGGAGGAAUUAGGAAAAGAAAAGAAAUACUCCUGCCAGGAGAAUGUUCUCAAUUAUUGCGAUCGAGCAAACACAUUAAUGGUGAAAGACGCUGGAAGUGGUGCACCUCUUUCAACGCGUCUUUCCUCUCUCUCUCUCUCUCUCUCUCUCUCUGAUCUGAGAUGUCAAUGCUCCAUCCUAUUCGUACAAAAGUUCCCUUCGGCAGGAGCUGCAAUAUGUAUUGAGAUUGAAUUCUGACAUGUUCUUUUAAGAACAAUGGGAGUUGAGGCAGCCACAGAGUCAUGGUUUAGUAAAAUGUGGAGAACUUCACGUAAGAGCAAAGUGUUGGAACCUGAAAAGGCCAAGAUUGGAAUUCUGGCAUUUGAAGUCGCAAGUUUGAUGUCUAACGUGGUUAACUUGUGGAAGUGUCUAAGUGAUGGGCAAAUUGUUAGGUUGAGGGAAGACAUACUGAACUCACUUGGUAUUAGAAAGCUUAUAUCAGAGGAUGAUGAUUAUCUAAUGGAUCUUUCACUUGCUGAAAUAAUGGAGAAUUUGGUAUGCUUGACAAAAUCAGUAGCAAGGCUUGGGAAAAAGUGCACAGACCCACUAUAUCACCAUCUUGAACAUGUUUUUGAUGACCCCAUUGCGAUUGAUCUCAAAUGGUGUGGGUGGGAAUACAAGUCGAAGAAGAUGGAGGGGAAAGUUAAGAAAAUGGAAAGAUUUGUUGCAGUCACGGUGCAAAUGUAUCAAGAGCUUGAAGUGUUGGCUGAGCUUGAGCAAAGUCUCAGGCGAAUGCAAUGCAGUAUGGAUUUAGAUCAAGUGAAAUUGCUUGAGUUUCAGCGCAAGGUUAUGUGGCAGCGGCAAGAAGUGAAAAACCUGAGGGAAACGUGUCCGUGGGUUAGGACAUUUGAUUACACCAUCCGGCUUAUGCUAAGAUCUCUUUUUACAAUAGUCGCAAGAAUCAAACAUAUAUUUGGGAUUAAUCAAUUGGCGUCUGUUGAAAAAAACUAUAAUAGUGAACACAUGGAUCCUACUUGUCUUGUUCGCAGCCAUUCGAUGUCUACUCAGAUGCAUACUUUGGUUCAUCCAUCUGAAAAUAGCUUGUCUAGGUUUCAUUCUGGACUUGUUAGCAGGUCAGUCUCAAAUUUGGGUAUGAGUGGUUAUAAGAUUAGAUCAAGAAAGAAGCAAUUUCAAAAUCAUCACGAAUCAUUUCAUGGUAGGCCUCUCUCAUUGAGAGCCGGAGGAUUUGCUAAUGUUGGACCCUUUAAAGGAUGCAUGACAGGUGGAACUGAGUCCCCUAUUCUGCAAAGCUGCAUACUGGCAAGCACUGGCUCUUUGAGGUGUACUGCUUCUUUGUCAAAUGACAUUAACAAAAUGAAAGAUACCAACAGGAUGCCACUUCCUUGUGGUAACCUAAUUGACACUAAAGUGCCCGUUUUCAUUUCCAAGCACAAGUUACUGGAUGGCCUUCCGUGCACUCUUGGAGCUGCUGCUUUGGCUCUCCAUUAUGCAAAUAUUAUCAUUUUGAUCGAGAAGCUAGCUUCAUCUCCACAUUUGAUAAGCCUUGAUGCAAGAGAUGACUUAUAUAAUAUGUUACCUACAAGUAUCAAAGUCUCUCUGAGGGAAAAGCUGAAGUUGUUUGCCAAAUCUUCAGUCUCAUCCAUUUACAAUCCUGGCCUUGCAGCGGAGUGGAGUUUUGCAUUGUCAAGAAUACUAGAAUGGUUGGCUCCACUUGCUCAUAACAUGAUCAGAUGGCAUUCCGAGCGGAAUUUUGAGAAACAGCAUAAGGCUCCUGGGACAAACAUGCUUCUGGUCCAGACUCUUCACUUUGCAAAUCAAGUACAGACAGAAGCUGCAAUUAUAGAGCUUCUCAUGGGUCUGAAUUACCUCUCGAGGUUUGGAAGGGAAAUUGAUGAAAGGGCUUUUGUGCAGUGUUCUGGUAGAAGUGCUUGUGGUGAUCAUUUUGUCCAAAGGGAUAACGUCGUCUACACUACAUGACGAACAAAGAAGAGAUCUCUCACUACCUGUCAAUCAAAGGGGUACUGCUUGGUCAAUCAAGUGGUAUAUUUUCACUCUUCCGAGUUCUUUGUUAGUGGGAAGGCAUUUUCCUCCAUCUAUCUAAGCUACUGUUUAAGCACUCCAUCAAAUCCUUUCAUUUCAGGGUUGCCUCUGUUGUGAUUAGUUGUGUAGUUUUGUUUUGUUGAUAGGUUGUGUAGUUGACAUCCACAAAUUUGUUUAUAGAGGAUAUAUUCAGGUUCACUUCUAAUUCAGUGAAAGUGCACUUCGUUUGUC